CCACGCAGCUCUGUCUUGCUGAACCUGGGAGUGAGGGGAAGAGAGCAGCAGAAAUGGGCCGCUACUCGGGCCGGAGCAUGAGGCUCAUCGCCAUGUGUGUGCUGAGCCUUGUCAUUUUUGCUAUUGAGAUCUCCGUAGCCUACGUGGGCAAUUCUCUUUCCUUAGCCUCAGAUGCCUUUGCUGUUCUCUCUCAUUUGAUCUCCAUGAUCAUCGGUUUGUUCGGUGUCAGGUUCAGCCGCAUCAAGUGGCACAAGGCCAGCACUUUCGGCUUCAGCCGAGCAGACGUGCUGGGAGCUUUUGGCAACUCUGUUUUUGCCACUGCUCUGAUGUUUAGCAUCUUCGUCGAGGCUAUCAAGAGGUUUAUCAAUCCUCAGAAGACUGAGAAAGUACUGCUCGUCCUCAUUAUUGGGGUUUCAGGUCUGUUCUUCAAUGUGUUAAACUACGUUAUCUUCAUGGACUGCUGUUAUUGUCGUGCACCCCGCGGAGACACUGAAACAGGUAAAUAGCCUCAUGUGGUUGCUCAGCCUUCCCAGCCCUCUACACUUCUGCUUUAUGACUCUUAUAAAGACUGUUUACUGCUUCUCUGAGAUGGGCAUGUAAACCGUAGUUUUCUUCAUUCUUUUGUUAGUGAGGGUAGUGGAUUUUGUGCCUGAACCCAUGCAUGUUUCCAGUUACCACCAUAUGUGUUUAUCAGUAAGUAAUGUGCAAGCAGGGUAUGUAUUGUCUUUCUAAAGUGUACAGUGAUCUGCAGGAGAAAUUUUCUCUCUAAUCCACUGGCUGGCUAAACAAGGGACAAAGUGUACUGCCACCCUGAGGAGAUACUUGUUAUGAAAUACCUAAUCCUGAAAUAUCAGUCAUCCACAGU
Corapipo altera (White-ruffed manakin) is the source of this 865-nucleotide messenger RNA. RefSeq names its product zinc transporter 10-like. Gene Ontology annotation, biological process: zinc ion transmembrane transport; intracellular zinc ion homeostasis; detoxification of zinc ion. Gene Ontology annotation, molecular function: zinc ion transmembrane transporter activity. Lineage: Eukaryota; Metazoa; Chordata; Aves; Passeriformes; Pipridae. The transcript has a single exon. The coding region runs from base 54 to 506 and encodes 150 amino acids. The record is from RefSeq and is a predicted model, not a curated record. Gene Ontology annotation, cellular component: membrane.